This is a messenger RNA of Eublepharis macularius, 4666 nucleotides long. RefSeq names its product inositol 1,4,5-triphosphate receptor associated 2 (gene IRAG2). Bases 1 to 4251 code for a protein of 1416 amino acids. The transcript has 37 exons. The record is from RefSeq and is a predicted model, not a curated record. Gene Ontology annotation, cellular component: endoplasmic reticulum membrane. Lineage: Eukaryota; Metazoa; Chordata; Lepidosauria; Squamata; Eublepharidae.
AUGUCUGUGGACAGCAGUGGCAGUAAACGCCACCACAACCCAGUGGACAGCCUUUGUCGGAAAAUCCAGAGCAUUAAUAUGCUGGACAGAACCUCGAAUCCAGCCUUGCAGAUUCCCAAGCUCCGAUCCAAGAACUUCGACAGCCCGCAGGGUAAUGUGAAGAAGAACUUGGAGGAGAUCUUGAAGAGAAGGACCUUGAAAACAAGCGGCAGCAGUGGAGCGAGUAAUGAGGCCUCUUUCCUAAGCCAUUGCAGUGAUGAGGUCUUCUCCCCGUGCCCGCAAACACUGGUCCCGAAUCACAGGCGCAUUUCGGAUAUCCGAUCUGAGAACAAGACCUUUUCCACUAGUAGAAAUAAAGACAGGGCCAGCCGACUGGGGCUCCCAACAGUACAGAUGGGGAGUUAUUCAUCACCUCCCUUCAGAAGCAGGGAAACUGCCUGGGGCCACUUACUUGGUAAUCCCAGUGCAGAGCUGAAAGGCAGGCCACCUCACGAAUGUGACUAUUUCACAUCAAGUCCCAGCUCCUUUGCCUAUGACCUGAAGUCUGUGCAGCCAACGUUCCAGUCUCCUGUGGCAAAAAGACUGUCUUUGGGAUGGAGGCUGUCACUCGGGCCUAAAGAAGAUGAAAACGCCGAUAUAAGCCUGAUCUGUGAGGAAGACUUGCUGACUACCAUCUUCUGCGCCUGCGAUGUGGACAGAAGAGGCAAAGUGGCUGUUUCCACAAUAGUCGACUUCCUGAGACAUACGACCAGCCAAGGCUCGGAAGAUGGCAGUCUUGAAGAUCUGUGUAACAUGCUCGAUCCGGACCACAGGGAUGUCUCCAUGGACCUGGAAACCUAUCACGCCAUCAUGAAAGAAUGGAUUGACGACUGCAAACGCAACUGGGAAGAGGAAGCUGCUAAGAAAGAAACUGCAGACUUAGAGGAACCGGUGAUGAAGCUUCAGGAACGCGGCCUAGCAGCUAAGAGGACUCCUGUCCGGAUGAACGUGACUUCUGGAAGCCUGGAGGCUCUGGGAGGAGACGUGUCGAAAGGAGACUUGGAAACGUCUGACUUGAUCACCUGCGUAGCAGAUCUUCAGUUCAACAAUCAGAAACUUCAGGAGGAAAACAGCCAAAUGAAACUGGCGAUGGAUGCCUUGGAGGAGGCCAACAACCGGCUCAUGGAAGACAGCGAAGAGCUGCGUAACCAGAUUAAAAGUUUCCAGCAGUCUGUUACUCAAGUGAGAAACUUAACAGAGGAACUGGAAGAAGCAAAAGGCAAUCUGAGCGCUUCUGAAGAAAACGCUCUGAAGCUGUUCACACAGAAUAAACAGCUAGAAAAAGAGAACCAGUCUCUCAUUCUGAAGAUUUCGAGUCUCCAAGAAGAGAAUAUUAAGAAUGUUCUGGAUUCGGAUGGUCUCGAGAAGAACAUUGCAGAGUUAUCCAGAAAUGUGGCUGAACUCCAAUUACAGUUACACAUGUAUGAGAACUCUCUGAUGAAUAAAGACACAUCCCUCCUUAAGAAGGACUUGGACAUCCAAGAGCUGAAAUCUGCUCUUAAAGAAUAUGCUACUGUAGUAGAGACCCUCCGCGCAGAGAAAAGCAAACUGGUGAGCAACAUACAGCAGAUGCAGCAAGAGCUAAUCUCGAAUGGCAUAAACUUUCCUCUAAUAUACAAGUUCAACAGCAGCGUCUUUGAAGGGGCCAAAUCACUGCAUUGUGAACUGGAGCUCGCUCAAGGAUCCUCAGAGAUCACUGAAAUUGAAUGGACAGCGCUGGACAAAUCUUUGGAAAGGGAGGUCUUGCUUCUCUUGCAAGGGCCGGAGCAAGUAGGGGAGAAGUUUAAGGCUACCAUCCGGACACUGGUAUGGAAAAGGCUGGCACUGGGAAUAGGUAUAUCGGAAGAACUUUCUCAAGUGGAGGAAUUAGUAAAGCUUCAUCUGCUGUGGACAGACGAUUUGGAGACGAGUAGGCAAGAAGCCUAUGAGAAAAAACUUGCGGCUCUCAGGCAAGACCUGACAAGUAAGAAAGCUCUCUGGCUUCAGAAGCUUGACCUCUUGGAGGCCCAGAAGGAAUCCUUGGACAAGGAGCUUAUAAAGAUGGCAGGAAACUUGAGGCGAAUGAGAACCGAACAACUGCAUUUGAAGAAAGAGCUUUCAUUGAGACAGCAUGAGCUGGAAUCUGCCAAACAGAUGCAAGAAGACGCUGUCGGAGAAGGGGACCUCUUGCGAGCAGAACUCCAAGAACUAACCAAGCAACUAGAGGACACCAGCAAGAAGGUGAGAGACCAGGAAAGGGAUCUUCGUGGCACCUGUGAGCAAGCGAGAGCUUUGCAGAGGAGGCUAGAAGAGAGUGUUGCCGAGCAAGGAGAGCUCCAGGUUGCCAACACAAGUUUGGCACGUACUUGCCAGGGGCUGGAAAAGACUGCUAAAGGACAGAGCGUUGUUCUUGACUUGCUCAGGGAGAAACUUUUUCAAGGGCUGUUAGGCAGAGUCCUGUGCCAGAGCUGCGUGUGUGCUAACGAGAGUCCUUUGUCCGGCUUUAACUUAAACGAAGAGGGAAGUACGGAGAAGAACACCUGCUGCUGCAAAGGACUUGAAACCCGAGAAACGAGUCUGUUCUCUUCCCUGUCCCGGUCAGCCACCUUAAACGGGUGCUUGCUGUUAUCUCCCCUGCUAGAUGCAUUGGCUCUGGAGUCUCUCCAGCUGAUUGAGAGGCAUUCUGUGUCUAGAGACGCUAGACUUUGCAGGAGUCCACCGACAUCUAAAGAACAACGUCGAAGAAAUGGAUCCCUCUUGGAUGUGACGUUGGAGGCGCACAAGUGCAGGAACAGCAUUGUGGGUCGCCAGACCGAUGCAGACCUUUGUGUCUCCUGCACAAAGAUGGAUGCUGACUUGGCCCAGGAGAGCGAUGCUGCGCCACUGACAGAUGUCAUUUCCAGCAGGGAACACAUCCCUCUCCGGGAAGUUUCUGUCCCUUCGUCAGAAAGCACUAACAGUUUGCAUGUUACGGACCCUGCACGACUGCAUACCAUGAAGGAGAGAACUUGUGAGACUACCUCUGUAGCACAGGAGGAAACUGUUGCUGCAGAGCAGGAAACAAAAGAGGUUAACCUAAACAUCGCAGGCACUGCAGGAGACUCUUCUUCACCUGUGGCUGCAAACAGCGCUGCUGUGGAGAGAAUCAGGCAGAAGGGCAACGUUUCUCCCAAUGAGAGAGAAGUGGAGGCAGAAUUUCUUAGGCUGUCUCUGGGAUUCAAAUGCGACCUCUUCACUCUGGAGAAGAGAGUCAGGCUAGAAGAAAGGUCCCGGGAUCUGGCUGAGGGAAACCUGAAAAAGGAGAUUGCCGGUGCCUUAAAAUUACUAGAGUCUCUGGCCUCUCUGAGUGAAGACAACCAAUCACAGGAGAUAGUGAAGAAACUGCAGAAGAGCUUGGAGCUGCUCGGCCAGUAUGCCACCCGAGUUGCCAGCAAGGCAGAAAUGCUGGGAGCCAUCCAUCAAGAGAGUCGGGUCAGUAAGGCGGUAGAAGUGAUGAUUCAGCAUGUGGAAAACCUGAAGCGUACGUACACGAGAGAGCACGCAGAGCUGGAAGAGCUGAAGGAGGUGUUAUUCCAGAACGAAAAGUCCUUCAGCUCUUCUGGGGACCGAGAUGAAUCUUCAAGUAAAAAGCUCUCAAGCUCUCUAAAGGUACAGAUUCAGUCAUCCCUACGCAGAGUUAGUGUUGCAACCUUGCCCAGGAAUGCGGGAAAUGCUGGCUCUGGCUUGCCCUCGGCUCAGCUGAAUGACACAGACGGAAGCGAGAGGAAUGACAAAUACAACAGGCGCCCAAGCUGGUGCCUGGUAGGAGCAAAGCCAGAUGAGAAGCGCCCUUCCCUGCAGCGAUAUAUCAGCUCGCACUCCUGGACCGAAUCAGAGGAAGAACAAGUUGAGACCCAGAACACUCCCCUGGAAUCUCCCGAGGCGAAAGGAAGCAAGACCUGGAAGCUAAGUGGAAAGGAAAGCGCGUCGUCAAAAUGGCUGCACUCGGCGCGCACCCGAGUUUCUUCCUGGGCCGCCUCUUUGCGAACUACCUUCUGCCGGGCAAACAAGACUUUCUGUGUUUCUCUCAUCGCUGUUGUGCUCCUGGCUGUUCUUUCGUCGUUCCUCGUAGGCCUGUCAUUCCAGAGGCCUGCUGAAGCUGCCCCUGUUGGGACCGGGAGUGCUUGGACUUCAAUCCAGCAGCUGCUGUGGCCCCACACUGGGCUUCUGCACGAGGGGCCCCCACCCGUGUAACACGCAGGUGGCAUGUAAAAUGGGCCUCUGGAUGCUGAGCUGGGGACAAGCCUGCUGUACAUCUUUUAUCAUGGAGCUUAGUGCAAAGGGACAGGUCAAGCUCUCUCUGUUUUAAUGUGAUCCAACCUAUAAAAAACAAAACUUUGCCAUUGCUGUAAAAGGCAGUUUGUUUCAGUCUUUAGAAAUGUUAAGGACUCGCGUUCCAAACUGCAGUCCCACCCUUUCUGGCACUGCAAUUCUGUCUACUGAACGGAUAAUUUUUAAAGCAUCUAUUUUUCUUUUCAUCUUACUUAAGCUUCGAUCUUCGGAAAAUAAAAAUUUCUUUGUAUUUGGAAGUGAUCAUAGCUUUUGAUUAAAUUUAGUAUUUAUUAUAAAACAUGGAAGUUGUCUGGAUUCUGAAAUAAUUCCUACGCUU